UAAAAAAAAAAUGGGGAAAAGAAUAGAAUCACACGGGUCGUCACAUUGGACUGAGAAGAAAAUGCGACACUUACAUUCGGGAGAGAGAUCUGAAGGAAGCUGCUGUCUGUGGUAAUGGAAGGUGGGUCCCCAGACCAGGAAUCAGUUGGAUCUGGGACAAAAAGGUCCAAUGUAUUGUCUGGCAGUAAAUCUCGUAACUGCAAGGAAUUUUUCUACAGAUUUAUUGAUUGUGAAAUUUUUACUGCAAAUCUUGAAGAACGGUUUCAAUCAUUAUAUGAGAAGUCAGAGCCAAAGAAGCCUGCCUUCGAUGUACCGUUUGAGUUGAUAGAGCUUCAAAAAUUUGACUAUGCUUUGGAAGGAGUUUCAUUCCAACAACUUAUUCGGAUGCCAACCGCUGUUUAUGCUUCAACAUCUGAUGCUGCUGAAGCAACUGCUUAUCUUGCUGUUGAAGAUUUUUUACAUGCAACUGUGAAGGGCUUGUGGGAGGCAUUUUGGAGUCGGGAUGAACCCAUGCCUUUCUCUGUUGCCUGUCUUUACAAAGAAAAUUUUAAAUUUUACCAGGCAGAGAAUGCAAUAGCCAGUGGGAAGCUUGGAAAUUUAUGUGCUACUGGUGUAUUGCUUAAGAACCCAAGACAUCCCCAUGGAAAGUGGGACAAUCUUCUUGAACUGGCUCUUUUGAGGCCUGAUAUCCUAAGCCUUGCUGUAGAAAGCAAGCAACAGCCCUCUCUGCAUGUUCUUGGUGAGGCUCUUUUCUAUGCUUUGCGCAUGCUCCUAUCAAGAAGCUUAAGAAGACAGAAUUUUAACCUGAGUUCAAAUUCUGUUUUUGUUCUUCUUGUUGAUUCUCAAUAUGGAGGGGUUGUGAAAGUUGAAGGAGAUGUAAAUAAAAUGGAUUUUGAUGUAAAUAAUGUCUAUGAGUGUGCUGCUCAGUGGAUACAAAGGCAUGCCAGAAUUGCUGUUUCUCCAGUUGAUAGGAUCUGGAACAAUCUUGGGAAUGCCAAUUGGGGAGAUAUUGGUGCUUUGCAGGUAACUUUUGCAACUUUUUACUGUAUAAUGGAGUUUGCUGGCCUGCCUAAGCACUCCAUUGAAGAUUUAGCAGCUGACCAUGGUUCUCGCCUCCAAACGAGGAGAGUGGAGAGGGAGUUGGGGGAUACUAGAGUGAAUGGGAAUGGUUUAUUUAGGUUUCAGCAGCAUGGUGUCUCUCCUGAAAUUGUUGAAGUUCAGGAUGAUUCUGUCAGAAUUGAGUCUGAGUUGCUGAAGCUGGAAGUAGGAUCUGUAUUAUUAUUGGAGGAUUCAAACUGGGAAAGAGGUUAUCAGAUUAACCAAGUCAGGAGUAAUGGUGAGAUUCCUUAUUACAUUGCAUCGCCAGUUGAAGAUCCAGGAAAGUCCCUCUUUAUCUAUGUGGGUUCCCAUCCUUCUCAGCUGGAACCAGCUUGGGAAGAUAUGAAUUUGUGGUAUCAAGUUCAGAGACAAACCAAAGUAUUGACUAUUAUGAAACAGAAAGGGCUAUCUAGCAAGUAUCUGCCUCAAUUGAGUGCAUCUGGAAGGAUUAUUCAUCCUGGUUGGUGUCGGAGACCGAGUUCAGGUGGAAACUGUGAUCACCCUUGGUGUGGCACCCCAAUUCUUGUGACCAGCCCAGUUGGUGAGACGGUUGCUGAUAUGGUUAGUGAAGGUCAUUUUGGUGUGGAUGAAGCUAUAAGGUGUUGUCAUGACUGUUUAUCUGCACUUUCUACUGCCUCUUCAGAUGGCAUUAGGCAUGGAGACAUUCGGCCUGAAAAUGUGAUUUGUGUAAGUUCUGGUGAAAGGCAUCCUUAUUUUGUCCUAAUUGGUUGGGGACAUGCUAUUUUAGGAGAUAGGGACCGCCCUGCAAUGAACCUUCAUUUUUCAUCUACUUAUGCUCUACAGGAGAGAAAGUUGUGCACAGCAUCAGAUGCUGAGAGCCUGGUUUACAUGCUUUACUUUGCAUGUGGAGGUGCUUUGCCUGUUCUUGAUUCUGUUGAAGGGGCACUACAGUGGAGAGAGAAUUCUUGGUCUAGGAGAUUGAUUCAGCAGAAAUUGGGUGAUUUCUCCACAGUAUUGAAAGCAUUUGCUGAUUAUGUUGACAGUUUGUGUGGAACGCCUUAUCCUAUGGAUUAUGAUAUAUGGUUAAGAAGGUUGAGGAGAAGUAUUCAUGAGGAAGAUCAUGGGAAGGAAAUCGACACAUCUACCUAGAAUUAUGUUGUAAAAGCAAAUCCGGCCUGGUUUAGCCAACUCAAUCAUCUUGAUGAUUAUUGCUUGCUACCUAUGGCAGUAUUUUGCCGGAAAUCUAGGAUACCUGAAGGCAACUGUGGAACUCUGGGAAUGCUUGGAGUUUGAUCCCCUGGGACUGCACUAUUCAAAAUUUUGGCAAUGGUUGCAAUUCUCCCAUGGACCAGCUCAAAUACGGUAGUUAGAUCUUCAGUUGUCUAUGGAACUUCUUGGUUUCUGGAAAAUUGAGGCAGGCUGAUGAGCAUUAUCAAGAGCGCGUUCCAGUAGUGUGCUCAUGAACUGGGGUUGGAUGAUUAUCUCGUUUUGUUAUGAGGUUCCCACAUUAUGUAGAGGACAUGAAGGAUCAUUUCUUGGUUGAUUGCUUUUUCUUUUGUCAUUCCUUUGUAAAGAUACAAGCAAUUUGGAGCCGUUUUUGUUGGCCAUGUAACAGAACUGAUGUUAGACAUGAUGAUCGGAAAGUGGUAAGGGCGUAAUCCUUUUCCUGUAAAUGAAUCGUGAAGUAGUGCUACGGGGUUUCUGAUUUCAUUGAUGUGUUGCCGCGAGCUGUCACAUCCUUUUGGCCUUUCUUUUGCAAAUAAUAUUGUUUUUGUCUAACUCCUCAAUCUUCUACUUUUCAUGGCCUAUUCAGCGAUCCUUGUAUUUUUAUAACAAAAUUUACGGCUAUCAGGUCUUGAGAGAUGCAUAGCUGAAAAUAGGAUCAAGAAAGGUUGGCUUGCGAAUGAACUUUUUUUUUUUUGUUUUUUGGUUUUUUUGUCUUUUCUGUAAUUAACUUUGAUUUGGCGGCACUUUCGCUCAAGACCUUACUUAAGUUGGCUUGAUUUAAUGCACUUCGGAUUUUUCACUUUUAUUUGGCUUUGGUUUUAGUGAAAAUACAUUUGAAUCAUACCAUAUUUCCUUUGUAAUAACAUAAUGGUGUCAAUUAGAAAAGUCAA
Durio zibethinus is the source of this 3176-nucleotide messenger RNA. RefSeq lists its product as uncharacterized. The record is from RefSeq and is a predicted model, not a curated record. NCBI's taxonomy places the organism in Eukaryota, Viridiplantae, Streptophyta, Magnoliopsida, Malvales, Malvaceae.